This is a messenger RNA of Saprolegnia parasitica CBS 223.65, 873 nucleotides long. RefSeq lists its product as hypothetical. The record is from RefSeq and is a predicted model, not a curated record. The coding region runs from base 26 to 790 and encodes 254 amino acids. The transcript has 5 exons. NCBI's taxonomy places the organism in Eukaryota, Oomycota, Saprolegniomycetes, Saprolegniales, Saprolegniaceae.
GGACCACUUCGCAAUCGUUCUUGCCAUGGAUCUUGCGCCGACCGAGGACUGGGAGAUCGUCGAUGAGCUCUCGACGGAGAGAAGGUUGGCGCCGACUUUGCCCGCCGAAGCCACAACGACGCAGGUUGGCUUGCCGCUCCUGCCCGCCGAGGUCAUGACAAGUACACUGCCCGCCGCCAAGGGACCAGUUGAACCUUCUGUGCAAGAAGAAAGCACGUCCAAGGUCAAGGCCGCCAUGGAGUUCGAUGCCAACGCGAAAGCCAAAGCGGCGACUGCGACAUCCACCAAAGUCCCAGUUGUGCCAAAGCCCGUGGUCGACGACGCAGACCUAACGCCGAUCCGUGUCCGUGUCGGCGAGCGCAUCGAUGCCCAUCAGUUUCGCGCGGAUGAGACUGUCGACGCCUUUGUGGCAAUGGCCUUUCCCGGCGAGCACAAGGACGGGAAGCGCAUUCGCCUCAUUUUCAAGGGUGCUUAUAUGCUACCGGAAAAGUCCAUGGCGACAUAUCGAUUGAGUCGGAACGACGUUAUCCACGCCAUCAUCACAGAGCCUGUGCGAGAUGACGUGCCCACCGAUGCGGGCAGCACGCUGGACGUCGUGGGCUUUGGUCUCCGCGCAUCCGACGUUCUCCUGCUACUCACAGGCUUUAUUGUGCUCACCAUGUGGGUGUGGUACAGCAACUACCCGCAGCACUUUAGCUCACUCUCCUUCACAACCUUGCUGGCGCUCAGUGGUUUCCACGCCUACUGCGUCUAUUCCGCGCUACUCGUGCACCAAGAACUCGGACGAUGAACAUGGUCGCUACUCACGCAGAGAACGUCGCUUUGCUUAAACCCCGUAAAAUGACAACACCAAAUCGAUACAUUACUGUCCCG